Messenger RNA from Schistosoma guineensis, 871 nucleotides. Lineage: Eukaryota; Metazoa; Platyhelminthes; Trematoda; Strigeidida; Schistosomatidae. The record is from the annotation of a GenBank genome assembly.
CUGGCGGACGCUUUACAUUUACGUCGGAAGCUGUAUUUUAAAAUAGCGUUGCUGAAAAAUGUGCAGCCCUUUGUAUGAUGUAUUGGAAUCCUAUGAAUCUGGGAAAGUCAAAAAGGGAUCUGUUCGAGUGAGUAAGUGGAUGGGUUACAGAAAUGAGAGUAUGACAUUUGAUGAAAUUAUGGAACAAGUUGAAGUUGCUUUUGCCGAAAAAUUUGGCUCAAAAGACUGCAAUAAAUAUCCAACUGUUGUGGAAAUCAGACCAAGUGGAGGACCUGCUUGCGAAUCAUUAUUCACGGUACUUCGGCACGUGACAGAUGAUCAGAUUGGCAUGAAAGCGUGUGGUAAAUCACCUCAUAUUUUCCAAAGCGAAUGGCCUAAUUUCUCUGUUUAUAUAAAACGUUUCCAUUUAAAAUCUAUUAAACAAGAUGAAUUUAUGGAUGAAACAAAGGAUUUUAUUGAACAAUUAUCAGAAGGUAAUUUUAACUAUAUGCCAGAACCGUAUUAUUGGAUUAUAUACGAUCCAUCAUUAAUGAAUGGUGAAGAUGGUAAUGCAGAGAUUUGGUUAAAAAUUGAAUAACACUAUAAUUGUCUUCAAAUGUUUACUAUUGAGAAUUUUAUCACAUGUCUACCUUACAUGAGAAUAGAAUUUAAUGUAUCUAUUCAUUAAAUUCUGAAUUCAGCUUAAUUAUUUUACCAUUCCUCUUUCAUUUAAUAUUCUUUUUUAUUGGUUGUCGGUAUAAAUAUAAACAUAGUUUCUCUUAUCUAUUUGUGCACGGGCUCUUCUAUUUUUUAACCACCGAAAUUUGUGUCUGUUAUUAUUACUAUUAUUAUUAUUAAUAAUAAUAAAAGUGGUCAGUAGUAUUCAACAAAA